GACUUUUAUGGCUAGAUUUACUUCAAAAAUAUUGCUUCUCAAUAUAUAUUAUGAACCAACGAUGCUUUCUAUAGAGGUUGCUGUGUUUUAUAAUCUUAAGUCACCUGUCACAUUUUUAUACACUCUCGCAAGGCAAACGUGUAUUUUUAAAAACAAGGAAAAUGUCGUCAAACGACCUUUAGCUUUUCCCGGAAGUACUGAAAAUGAAAGUAAAAACGAAGGUCGCACUUGUGUUAGUCUCACACACAGAGGUCAUCCUGUCCAGUAGUAUGCAAGUGGACACAAAUCACACAGGGGUCCGUAACGGAUCAAAGAAUUCGAGCUACCAGUGAACACAGAGGUGUAUCCUGAUCUUUCUUUGAAUUGAAGAUGAAGACGAAGACCUUGACUUGAAGAUGUCCUCAAACAUCUUGCUUAUGUUUUAACAUGGCGAUGGCUCACAAGUCUCUCUUUAAAGACCCAAAAUACAAGAACUGGGUCAGAGCUAGCUCUGGCUUAAAGAAGGCUUAGAACCUUUCGUUGAUGAAAUUCUAAUGCGACAUCACCAAAACAUCCUCGCUCAAAUUUUCCGUUCCGUACCAGUCAGCAAUUGCAACCAGUGUAAUUUAAAAAAACUUAAACCAAACCACGUCCGCGACAGAAAUAAACAAUGUCCGCUUGGACACGCAAAAUGUAAUUGUCAAUAUCCAAAUGGCAAAAUGGCAUGUCCCAACAACAUUUGUGGCGAUUUCUAUGAUAAAAUCAUCCGUUCUCACGCCUCCAGUCCGCCAAAGCCAUAUUGGGAUAAUGUAAACAGUAUGUUCUGGUGUACAAACCACUGGGAAUUUGGAAAGUGUUUCAUCAACGCACCGGGAUAUGUUUCGAAAACCAAAGCAUCGGAAAUUGACUGUUCUGGUCUACUUCAUGUUAUUAUAAAUAACAUAGAAUUCCACAGUCACAUUCAAAGCUGUAUCACUGGUUCGGACGUCUUCUCACAGGCGCGUGUGAUAAGGAAUGAACUGUUCCAUUCGUCUAUGGAACUGGAUGAUACGAAAGCAGACGAGUAUAUUGAUAUGAUGAUUGCUGUUUUAGAAGACCCCAAAGAACUUCUUAUGAGACAAAAAUGUAUAACUGCAGCACAGAAAUUGAAGGAGCUGAAGAAAAAUAAACUGAUUAUAACACAAGAGACAGAGGAAGAAGUUUUGAAAGCAGCUGCAUAUAUAAUCGAAGAAGACAGAAUGAAAUAUCUCCACCAAAGAGUGAACGACCUUGAAGAUAAAUUUCAAAGAAAAAACAUGGACUUAGGAAGAGUGAAGAGAAAGACAAAUGAAGAUCUAAAAAUGUUGAAGAAAAAGAGAAUGGAAGAUAAAGAAAAUUUGGACAAAUCUAUGAGUUCAUUGUCGGACAGAAUUUCUAGUCUGGAAUCGAAAGACAAGGAAACGGCUUCAUCAAAAAAGACUUUAGAAGAUAUUCAGAGCAGUCAGGCACACCACAAAGCACAGCUGGAGUAUGUAAGACGAAAACACGAUUUGAAAAGAAAACUCAUUGAUAUCUAUAAAAGAAUGGUCAUAAAAAACUCUGUACUACCUUUGAGAUAUGGACGAAGUGUAUGCAUAGGGGAUGUCUACGUUUUACCAUGGAUGGUUGUAGCAAAUGAAGGAGCAAGAAAUCGACAAAUGAAAGACGGAAUAGAUGUUACGUCUCUGACAGAAAUCUUUUACAAGGACGGAGAACCGGUACAGAAUAUAUACAUCCUUGGGGAAGCAGGAUAUGGGAAAACUAUGUUAACCAAAUAUGUAGUUUAUGAGUGGUGUUUGACACACGCUGAAGACGGACAAAUUGAAUCACAUGCUGAAGAGGGACAUAUUGAAGAAUUAAAAAUGUUUGCAGAAAAAAUGAAGGAAUUUGAUUUUCUUUUCUUCUUGUCGCUUCGUUAUAACAAAGCUGUUGAGGGGAACAACAUUCAUAAAAUGAUAGAAAACCAGUUUGGACAGACGGCUUUAGAAAUACUAGAAAAUGAAUCUGGCACUUGUUUGAUCCUGAUGGACGGCCUGGAUGAAUGGACGCCUAGUUUACAGCCUUCAUCUUCGCAGUUUCAGCCUCAAGGGAUACCACUUAAAAGUCUGACUAAAGAUUACACAAUUAUAACAACAUCGAGACCAUGGAAGCCACGUGCUUUAAACCUUGAUGAAUCUGAGAUGGUUCAAUUAAUAGAACUUCGUGGCAUCCGAAAAUAUUCUGUAGAAAGCUUCGUUAAUAAGGCCACGAAAUAUGUUGAUGAAUCAUGUGACGCCGAGGCCUUCACUGCGGAUAUAAAAAAGUCGUCUGUAUUUGACCUUGCUACUAUUCCUUUUAUGCUUCUCCAGCUUAUACGUGUUUGGGUAGUCAGCAAGCACAUAGCCUCUUCCCGCUGCGAUAUAUCUUGUAGUUUGUUGGGUUCUAUGUUUGCUUGGAGCGCUCAGUCAGACAGAAAAGAAAACAUUCUGAAAGUAGUUCGAGACAACGAGGACUUUUGCAGUGAUGUACGCUUUGAUGCAAUCAAAAGUGUACAGAAUCUAAAGCUGUGUAAGGAAUCUAAAUUCCUCAUACUGAAAGCAGCGAAGGUGUUUUACAGUAUGUUAUUUUCGAAUGAAACGUAUUCAGUUACGACGACUCAAAAUGAUUUGCGGUCAUUAGGCAUUGAUGAACAAAUCGAAAAUAUCUUCCUAGAGCUAGGGCUGUUUACGCUAGAUCGAGAUAUUAACGUAUUUCCAACUGAACAAGCAUACUCAUUUGUUCAUACAAUUCUACAGGAAUAUUUGGCAGCGUUAUAUAUAACUACACAAUGUCAAACAACAUCACCAACAGAUUAUUCUGUUGAUAAUUUCAAGGUAAUUGAUGAACAUUUAAAAUAUUGUAAGACUAUUGAUGAUGUAUGUAAACACGCCAAUUUAUUAGAAAUGAUUUGCACUUUGGACUCAACACUUACUACAUCUAUUUCUGAGUUUGUUUUCAGAAUUGUUAAUGCAGACAAACAAGUUCAAAAGUAUAGGAAAACAACUGAAAAUUAUGAUUAUGAAAUGAUGUACAAGAUACAAGACAUCAUUUUCAGCUGUACCUCCGAAAGCUUUUCAAAUGAACCGUGUAAUUCAAUUUCAUUAGGCGAUCUAGUCAUUGACAGUUCCACUGAUGUGGCUCUUUAUGAAAACAUAAAUCCGAGAAAAGUCAGGUCAAUAUAUGUAUUAGAGUGUGAUAAACUCAAUGAAGAGUUUUUUGAGUGCAAAAGUCUAAGUGAAUAUCCAAUAGACGAUGCUGACAAUAGUGACAGUGAUUUAUCCCAUCACACACGAGAAAGUGACAACGAACCGUAUGAAAUCAGCAGUGAAAGCUCUGGUAGUGGAAGUCAAAGUGACUGGCUAGUAGAUGAUAAUGAAAGCACUGAUGAUAUGUCUUGUAUCGAAAACGAAGGAAAGGAUGAAAGCCCAGACAACAGCACUGAGAGUAGUAUUAGUGUCGAUGGAAAUUACGACUUGGAUAAUGGAGAAGGCGAACGCGACAGUGGUUUUAUAGGACGGAGGGAACGGUACAGUUCUGAUGCAAAUAACGAGAGCAGGCAAAUAUAUAGCUAUGAUGAUGGACUCUCAGAAACAGAUAGCAGUGGAGAAACGAGCAUGAAUAUCGAAUCUCUCGAUCAUGGAAAUGGCAACGACAUCGGCGGAAAUGAAGAAACACAAACUCCUAAUGUUGAUUUUGGCGAGAGUGAAAAACAUUAUUUAAAUUUUUUGGCCAAAAAUGCCCAUAAAUGCCAACCUGAUAAAGUAUGCAUUGUUAAAUGCAGUUUAUCAGAUGGCGAUGUAAUGGCAAUUCGUAAAAUGAUUGGUAAUUGUUCUCAAACAUUGAAAUGCGUAGCGAUACAACAGAAACAAAUGUUUCCCUGCAGUGAUUCGCCUAUUGUCAGUACUCUCAUAAUGUCGAAAGCCACUUUGUUAACAUCACUUGAUCUACGCCUUUGUGAAAGUCUUCCACACGAAGAUAUGAUCAGGCUGGCAAGACUUCUUGAACGUAAUUUAGGCCUUGAACAGAUCACUCUGGCACAAAUCAAGUGCGCUUCAAUGGUAUGUCAAGAUGACCAUGAAUGCAAUUUUGUUCAACACAAACAUUUAAAAAAAAUUACUUUCACAUCUUGUGAUUUUCUAGCUAAUGCUAUCUGUAGUAAGAAACUUCAAGUGUGCAAGCUUGAUUGUCUUGAUCAGACAAUAGUUCGGAAUAUUAUGUUCUCCAUAAAUUUGUCUGAAAUAACAGUAUUUCAUCUAGGAAUGGUUCGUUUUGGAAGAGAUGAUAUCUUAUUUCCAUAUUUAGCUUUCCUAAAAGAAAUUAGGUUCGAAAAGGUUGAAAUGAACCAGGUGUCCUGGCUCUCUUUCAUCACAAAGCUUCGUUCAAUGGCUCUGUCUGACAUAGAAAUCAAGAGACUGACAAUAAGCCAAGAAGCUUGGAACAGAUUUAUAGAUGGUUUGUCAGAAUUAGGGAAAGACAAAAGUGUUCAUAUAGACACAUACAAUUUAAGAGUGAGACAAUUUCAAUCGCCGUUGUCAUUUGCGGAUGCUUCUGGUAAGGAAGUCACAGACGAAGCAAGGCAGUAUGUGAAAGAAAAUGGAUUCUGCGUGUUGCAUGACAAUGACGAUACGUUCGAAUUUGAAAAGAAAUUAGUGGAGACCAGCACUUCCACUAUUUGAAGUAGUCUAAAGCAGGAAAUGUAUUAUACAAAAUGAAUUUGCUGUUUACUCGUAUUCUCAGGAGAUGGGGAGCUAAGUGUUUGUUUUAUUCCCAGUAACAUAUUGACACUUCGUAAGCAGUAUUUUGUUGUAAUUUUGUAGAAAAUGCACUUGUCUUUCAGAUGGAGCCAUGAGAUAUUACAGAAUUAUUUUGGUAUAGCAUUUAAUAGCAUGCCCAACUUCAAGAAUGGACCAAGAGAUUCUCGUAUUCCUGUUUAGAUUUGACUUUUCAGCACAAACAAAUGCAGCAAGAAAUGUGACAAUUAGUAGCAUUGUGAAUACGUUAUGGCAAUAUUGCUCACCCCACUAAAAUUUAAAAAAAAAAAGAUCAGUAAAGUGCAAAUAUUCUCAUCAAUUUGCGUUCAAAUCACUUGAAAUUUUCGUUGUGUCUUUUUUGUCCUAUACAUGUCAACAACAAGCAUUAUAUAAUUUGACAACUUUAAGGGGAAAAACAAGAAUAUGAGAAACCCUGAGAAUACGAGGAAAGGGAAUACACAUGUAGAAACCUAAAGUAGACCACUUGGACAGAGUUUUGGAUUUUUAUAGCUUUUGUUCAUUUAUAGCAUAUAGGUCAAGAUGCUAUCUUGAUAUCUUAUAUGUAAAGAGUAUUUGUAACACUUGACGUUAGAAUUUUAUCUUGAUACCUGUAGCAAAUGCCAGUUGGAAUGUUAUAUUAAUCACGUUUGAAACACAUCAAUUUAAUGGCACUGACCUCCAUAUUUUGGCUCAAAAUGAUCUUUCUUCUAAAUUAAAGUUUGAUUAUUUUAUUAACACUAGAAAAUGAAUUUUUGUUUCUGAACUAUCUUAAAAAUGCCAAAUCAAGAAAACAAAUGCCCGAGUCGGGAACCGAACUCGGGCCGGCACUGCAAUUAAUUGUCUUGCGUUUUUACCAAUACACCACAAUUGUUAAAUGUAAACAGUAGUUUACCUCGAGUAUCUUUUCAAUUGCGAAUGUAAAAAUUAGUAAAAAAAUAAGUUUCAUGUGUUUUAAUAACAUAUAGUCUGUCAGUAAUUAAGUUUCAAAGCUUUCUUAAGAAAUAUAACAUUAUUUCCCUUAUAUCUAAAGAUGUUCUCCUAUUUUACCGUUGCAAGAUCUGGAGCUCAAUGCAUUUAACUAGAAUGUUAUCUUCAUAACUUAUAUGUAUUUGUAACGCAUUACACAAAUGUCAUUUUUUGCUACCAUGCGUAGUUUUGUGAAACAUUACAUUUGAACGUUAUCUUGAUUUCUCGUCUUAUUACUAGUAAAUAUGGAAUUUAAGCAAA
Molecule: messenger RNA, 5993 nt
Organism: Mercenaria mercenaria
Lineage: Eukaryota; Metazoa; Mollusca; Bivalvia; Venerida; Veneridae
Exons: 6
Coding region: 534-4691 (1385 amino acids)
Source: RefSeq, a predicted model, not a curated record